Lagenorhynchus albirostris (white-beaked dolphin) is the source of this 2007-nucleotide messenger RNA. RefSeq names its product nanos C2HC-type zinc finger 3 (gene NANOS3). Gene Ontology annotation, cellular component: perinuclear region of cytoplasm. Gene Ontology annotation, molecular function: mRNA binding; zinc ion binding. The record is from RefSeq and is a predicted model, not a curated record. The coding region runs from base 1222 to 1749 and encodes 175 amino acids. NCBI's taxonomy places the organism in Eukaryota, Metazoa, Chordata, Mammalia, Artiodactyla, Delphinidae. Gene Ontology annotation, biological process: negative regulation of translation; oogenesis. The transcript has 2 exons.
AUCACAGGCUCAGGGCUGGGCAGCUGGGAAACCUUUGUGAAACCGAUUAGUGAGGCCCUGCUUCCAAAAGGCUCAAUAGAGUUUUCUUGAAUGAUUGAAUGAGUGAGGUGGGUAGGCAGCAUAGCACCUGUUCUCUGCCUUCAAGUCCCGGGCCCAGGUUUCUCACCCUCCUUGCCUGGUACCGGCAGACCCCUGCUUUACCUUCAGUUGCCCACCUAGCACCUUGACGCCAGUUGAUCCUUCCACCUGCCCAUCUGUGUGCCCCACGUGGGUGACUCCUGGGCACACCUUAUCCUCCAGAGACUGAGCUGAGCUCUCAUUUGAGGGGGAGAUCAAGGCACUGGCGAAUGCUACGGGUCCCCCCAUUAGCCCAACUUGUGCCUGUGCUCUGCUCCACCCCCUUUCCACCCCAGGACCACGACGAGCUGGUCCUAAGGCUCUCCAAUACCUAAAGUUCCGUUGGUAACUAACAGCGUGGGGAGGCAGGCUUUUGUGCUUGUCUUUGUGAAUAACCCCAGGGGCAGGUGGUUUCAUACCCCAGUCUGUUCAUCCAUUAAAUGCGGGAUCCACUGAAAAGUGGUGUGAAAGCUCCCUGAGGGUGACCAGAGCUGGGAGCCUUGGUCCUUAACCCCCCACCCCAUAAGCCAGGCCCAUUCUCCUUCCGAAGACAGUUGGAACAUCAGUAGCUCCCCAACCCUUCCCAAAGAGCACAGGGGUACCCGGCCCCUCCCCCAGCCCAGGAGAAGGAAGAAAGAAGUUACUAAGUUACUGGCUACAUCAAUGCUAGUCUGUCGGGUGGGGCUUCCAACCCUCCCACCCCCAUCACCCUGUGGGGCAGGAGAGGCAGGCAGGCUCUAAGGAGGGGUCGCCCUCCCAAUGCCCUCUGGGUGGGGUGUGUGGCUCCAUAUUACUGGUGCCCCCUGCAGCCUGUGUCUUGUCACCCCCCCUCGCCUCCAGCCCCCCCAGAGACCAUGCAUCCCCUUGGCAGGUGCAUUUUUGGGGGAGCAGCAGCAAGCCCCCCUGUGACAGUAAGGAACCUCCUACAGCCUGCUCCUCCCUCUUCACACCCCCUUGGAGGUAUAAGGAGGGAACUGACAGCCCAGACUGCUCGGCUCCAGAGAGGGGAAGGGAGGGUUAAGAAGGAAGGUGUAGAAAGACAAGCUUUGGGGCGGCUGGGUUUCUUCUCUCUCUGCCCCUCUGCCUGGCACACGGUGUCCAGCCAUGGGGAGCUUCAAUCUAUGGACAGAUUACCUGGGUUUGGCACGCCUGGUGGAGGCUCUGCGUGGGGAAGAGGAGCCUGAGAUCAGGCUGGACCCCCAGCCAGAACCAGUGCCAGGACCAGAGGAGGGUCAGACACACAGCCCGGAAUCCUCACCAGCUCCUGAACGCCUGUGCUCUUUCUGCAAGCACAACGGCGAGUCCCGGGCCAUCUACCAGUCCCACGUGCUCAAGGACGAAGCUGGCCGGGUGCUGUGCCCCAUCCUCCGAGACUACGUGUGCCCCCAGUGUGGUGCCACUCGCGACCAUGCCCACACCCGCCGCUUCUGUCCGCUCACCGGCCAGGGCUACACCUCUGUCUAUAGCUACACCACCCGCAACUCGGCCGGCAGGAAGCUGGUCCGCUCGGACAAGGCGAAGACGCAGGACUCCGGACACUGCCGAGGAGGAGGUGCCUGUGCAGGUUCCAAAGGUGUCGGGAAGCCUAAUGGAACUACCCCCUCUUCCUGCUUACCCUCCACUUCUGCCUAAGGAGGCUGGAGCGGGCAGGACGGGGAUGCUGCCUUCAUCUGCGGUUGGGGACCCAGGCUCACUGGAGGCUGGAUUUCAGGGAAGACGCACCCUCCGAGGAUCCACCCCUAGGCCCUGCCCCCAGCCUGAGCGCCUGGCAAAGGAGCCCCGUCUGGAAGCACAGCCCAAAUGGCGCCCCGACCCCCUCACGUUAGGAGGUGGUUCUCAGGCACCCCAGCCCUCCUUCCCCAGCGCGGGGCACCCAGUCAGCUCUCAAUA